AUGGCGCCCCUGGCACAUUCAUCCUUACCUCGAUUAAAUACCUUACCAGUACCGCCGACUCCCGGUCUGACUUCUGCACCAGCAGGGACAUCCACUCAUCCGAUUUUCGAUCCGAACCAAACUAUAGUCCAAUCACCGUCUACUUCUCAGCGAUACAGCCAAACCACAUCCCCUACACAUCAGACACCGUUCUCACCAGGCUCAAGACAGACUCCGAGAUCGGAAUCAGGUUCAAAAUGGUCAAGCUCAAACGUGAUUGGAAAUGGUGAAUCAUCCAAAUCACCUAGAUCAAUUUUACUUUCACCUUCGAAUAAAUCACCUACUUCAAGACCACUUUCACCUGAUUUACCGAAUCGAGAUGCCCUUUAUCUCUUUUGUAAUUUUAGCAGUUAUAUGAGAAGUCCAAAUGAAGGUGGACAAGGAGUCAAAGCUGAUGAUUUCAAAGACACUGUUAGACUUCUGGAGCAUGCCAGGUGGCUAACAUCUCAAUCACAUUCGAACGUUCAUAUACUCCAUUUGAAAUAUAGAUUCCAAGGUCAAACAUCAGCUUUCAGAUCACCUUAUUCAACAGGGGAUUAUCAAUUACCAUUAAAUUAUAAAGGUUCAAUUGGAAGAGUUAGAAAUCCAGUUCCACAACCUUUCUCGGUACUUCACGAUCCUGUAGUCAAGAUUGAUUAUAUGGAAAAUGGAAUCUUCGAUCCAUUACCUGCUCAAGCAGUUUUCUCACAUAUAGCGAAAAUGUGUCAACCUCCUCCUAGGAUAAUUGUCAUCUCGUAUGUAUACUCCAAAGUCAUUGAAAAUCAUCUAUCAUCCUUGUCCACAUGGGCAUCAACUUCCUCUCCACCUUCAUAUGUAUUUUCACCCGUCGAAACGCGUUUACGUGAACCUCAACCGUUACAUGUAGCUCUAGGUCAUGCCAUUCCGAUGUCCAUGUACGCUUGGCCAAGUGAACUAUACAAUUCAUUAUCGCCACUACCCUCAGCGUCAGGAACUACGAAUGGGCCUCAUAAUCCUUUAUCACCUUUGGGAGGAUACAGGUAUCCUAUAUCACCCAGACAUAGUAUCACAAAGAUGAAUAACCAAGGAAGAGAGAACGAUGAACAAUCAGAAGAGCACUCUUUAUCACCUUUACUACUGACAAGGAGGAUUAGCGGAGCUGAAUCACCGAAUGAUAUGAUAGAUAGGUAUUAUGCAAGAUUACAUGGAAACAAAUAUACUUCAGAUCCAAUCGCUUCUUUAACGAUAAUAACAUCCUCACCACCAACUAUAACGAAACCACUCCCACUACCUCCUCUCAAAGACAAUGGAACCGACCAAUCAGCAACGGAACCAACGGUUGGACCACAAAACGAACUGGAAAAGCUAAAAUCAAACGAAAUAUCGCCUUCAACUGUUCAUGCUCAAAUGCAAGUACCAGUUGAUAGAAUACCUUUAUGGCAUUUAGCACCCGGUGUAGGAGUUUUACAUGGAAGUACAUCAGCUUCCAUAGGUGUCAAAUUGAGCGAUUUUAGCGCAAUAAAUCUGGUUGGUGACAAUGGUAAAAUCAGACAAAAUGACGCAAAGAAAAAUUUUAGAUCAUCUGAUAUGGAAGGAUUAGGUAUCAGAACCACUCCUUUUGAUUUGAAUGAUAUAGAAAACAAAAAUCUCAGUCUGAUGGAUAUUCCAAUGCCCAUCUCAAGACCAUCAAGUACGACUCCAGCUUCGAUUGGGAUUCUGGGCAGAUUUGAAAAUGAGAAAGAAAAUGCGAAAAAAGAAAUAGCGACAAAAAUGAUACAUUUGACUCCGCCAGAUCCUAAACCGAAAAGCUUGACUAGCAAUAGGAUACUGCCCGCGAGUCAAAGUUGGCCCGCUCCUGUAAGUAGGGUUCCUGGUUGGAGAAAGGGAAGGAAAGAAAUGAUGGAAGAUACGCUGGAAGAGAUGGGCUUGGGGCAAUUUACAGUGGGGAGCGAUAGAGUAGGGCUGGAAAAUGUGGAGAGGGAUGUUGGGGCUGUAGUUAUCAAUGGUCAACAGCAAGAGAUUCAUCAGGCGGAAAGAGGGAAAAUGAAUCUAAUAGAGUAUUUACUAAAAAAGGACGAUCCCAAGUAA
Kwoniella shivajii is the source of this 2085-nucleotide messenger RNA. RefSeq lists its product as uncharacterized. The transcript is spliced from 4 exons. NCBI's taxonomy places the organism in Eukaryota, Fungi, Basidiomycota, Tremellomycetes, Tremellales, Cryptococcaceae. The coding region runs from base 1 to 2085 and encodes 694 amino acids. The record is from RefSeq and is a predicted model, not a curated record.